AUGUUUCAGCAACAAGGGCCUCCACCUCGGUCCCAGCUUUCCAGCCCUGGCCUAUCCGACAGCAGCAGUGAGAACUUGGCGAGUGGAAACUUCGGCUUCUUCAAGCUUUUUGCUUGUCCUUACGCCAAGCGUGACCCCGAAGGAAGACGGCACUGCUCCAAGAAAGCUUGGAAGUCAAUCCAUCGUCUUAGACAACAUAUUUAUCGCUGCCAUACUUUGCCUAUCAAGUGUCCAAGCUGUGCAAUUGACUUUGACUCUAGCCCAACCUUUAGAGAUCACAUUCAGGCUGCUGACGAUGGCGAUCACUGUGAGACGGACGAGCCUAUCAGAGGUCUCGAGAACCUCCUCGAGAAGCUUAAACCGAAUAAGGAUAGCUUGGCUGAGGUCUCUGACGAGGAGAUGUGGCGGGUCCUCUACUCCACUCUAUUUCCCAACGAUCCCAAAGACGCGAUUCCCAGUCCCUACGUGGAAGGGGAUCAGCUAGCACAUGUCACCGUGUCGUCACAUGGAUCCGACCGAUCAACUCCCAGCCUCCGUUCUGUCCCCUUGUGCCAUACGCCCAACUUGCGGCCUGGUCUCAACAGUCGAGGUGUUUCCUACCAAGACAGUGAAAUCACUCCAGCCCCUCGCCACCCAGCCUCUGUCGCUAGCAGAGGCUCGCUAUUCGCUGUCGCUAACGAGACCACUUCUCCAUGCCCAUCUCCUCAACCUCCCACCCCAAUCUACAGCCGUCCCCAAACCGCCCGCACAAACAGCCAUGGCUUCAACCCUCAGUAUGUUAGGGAUGAGUACUAUCAAACUCCCUCUCCCACCUCCUCUCAAGCUCCCAGCCUCCAAGGUGAGCGAUCACCAUCUCCGAAAGGAGGAAAACUGAGGAAGGAGCGAAAUGUCAAGACCAUGGAAGCUCAAGUUACUGCCUUCAAAGCUUGGGAGAAGCCUCACCGGACUGACGAGCACAGCAACCCUGGUGAAUAUCAGGGCGUCUGGAAGUAUCUUGCCCGCUGUCUGACCUUUUACAUCCCAUCAUGGCUUCUCGAGAAGUUCUUCAAGAUGGACGAUGCGCGACGCCGCAUGGCCUUUCGACAAAAGGUUUUCUUUUGCCUUCUCCUCGCCGCGAUCUACACCGUCAUCUGCUAUUUCCUCAUCUUCCAACCAAUUGUCAGCUGUGUUAUUAAAGUCGACAUUGGCAUGUUUGGCACUGAUAGUCAGUUCUGCGAGGCGACAAGGUGGCUGAUCUAUGUCUACAUGGGUCUUGGUGGUGCCUUCAUGCUCCUCGUUGCGAUAUGUGUCAUGCGGGUUCGGUACAGGAGUCGCAAAUUCGAGGAGCAUGACGAUCUGCUUGUCAUGCAUAUGCCCUGCUACAAUGAGGACGAGGCUACGCUUCGUAAGACGAUUGAUUCAUGCGUUGAUUCAAGCUACGAGAACAGCCGCAAGCUUCUCUUCAUCGUCGCUGAUGGAAAGAUUCCUGUCGAUGGGCGGAAGCCGAGCCACAGGAUUCUGGUUGAGGAUAUUUUCCAGCAUGAGGCAGAUCCCGAGAUGGGCAUCGACAAUGAGGCCAAGUCGUAUACAUCUUUUGACUUGGAAGGCGUAUCUGAGAACAAGGCCCACUGCUACACCGGCUUCUUCCGAGGCGUGCCCUAUGUCCUUAUCACCAAGGUUGGACGCGACGAUGAGCAGGACCACGCCAAACCUGGAAACCGAGGCAAACGCGACUCGCAGCUUCUGGUCUACAACUUCUUCCACUACGUCAACUACCGUCGACUUUGGAGCCCGCUCUUUGAGAAGAUCGAGUUUCAAAUGCGGGCCUGCCUGAACAUUGAUGCGACUGAAGCCAUGCACAUGUUGGUCGUCGAUUGCGACACUGUACUUGAGAAGACCGGUAUUUCAUACCUGGUUCAUCAACUUCAGAAGAACCACAGCCUCAUCGGAGUUUGUGGUUACACUGGUGUCAACAAUCCUUUCGCCAGCUAUGUCGCCAUGACUCAAGUCUUUGAGUACUGGCUCACUCACGCCGUUCUCAAGGCCGUCGAGACUGUCUUUUCCAAUGUUUUGGUUCUUAGUGGAUGCUUCACCAUUUACCGACUCAAGUGGCCAAACAACAGACCAGCCAUCUUACAUCCUCUCCUCUUGGAGGAUUAUGCUGGAAGCUAUGACAAGACAUUGCACGAACACAACCUUUUGUCCAUCGGCGAGGAUCGCUACUUGUCGACCCUAGCAAUUCGUUACUUUGGAGCUGAUUGUCGACUGCAAUACUUCUCUGCUGCCACCUGCACAACUACAGCUCCUGACACCCUCUCAGUACUUCUCGACCAGCGUCGUCGAUGGACCAACUCCCUCAUCCACUGCCAUUUCUCCCACCUCAACGUCCUCCCCUUCGAAGCAUCGUUCUGGACCCAGCUUAGCCGCAUCCAGACCAAUUUGUACCAGCCCUCUCGAGGUUCUGAGCACAGCUCCCAAAGUAGCGUAGUCAAUUGGCCCAAAGAAACCUUUCAUAAGAGCCCUGCUGUCCUACCUCCGUCUUCCACCGGCGACCCUGUUCCAUCUUCAUCUACCACCGGUAUACCAGACAUCAAAGGUGCUGCCAUGGCUUACUAUAGCCAAGUUCUCAACAGAGAAGACUUUUAUCCUCAAGCAAGUUCGGGUGCUCCAGCCUAUUAUCCUGUCUCCAGUCCCUAUUACCCUCCCGGUCGCAGCUAUCCGAGCGACAGCAAGCCUGGUUUAACUCCAACCGCUAUCGAAUUGGGGACGUUCGACGCUCAUCACAACCACAAGAAUGAUUAUAUGCCGCCGUGCCCCUCGCACCCAACUCCACGAUACCAACGCUGGUGGAGCAGAAUCGGCUACUUCGGUCUGUGGGUUUUGGGCCUCGGUACGAUCAUAAUACUGGCUGCAUGUUCACUCCUUGUGUACAUAUGGAUAGGCUCUAAGUUGGCUAGGGAUAGGCGCCCCCGAGGGGUGCUGUGGGAUUCGAUAGUCGUAGAUGGCUACGCAACUCGCGUCAUCACUGUCUGCUCGGCCGCUAUUCGCGUAGCAAUCGCCUUCCAGACUGGUCUUUUAGCUGCUGCAAUGGCAGCUUUUAUUCUGGAGACAACUGGGUCGCGACUCUCCAACCUUGCAUGUUUAUCCAUUGCAAGAGCCGCCAACUCAACCCCAUGGGAGAUUUACUGGAUGGCCUCCCAACAGCGACUCAAACGAAGCGCAACGAAAUUCCUACAAUGCUCGAUUCCUCUUCUCGCUUUCCUUGUCAACCUCAUUACCACGUUCACAUCAACCGUUCUCCUUUUUGACUUAACCAUGACUUCUGUCGCGGUCCACAACGGUACGACAUCGAUAAAUGUCGGCAUCGACAUGCACAAGGACAUAGCCGACUUCUCUGGCGUCUCGUAUUGGCAGUCCAAACCAAUGGCGCAUUGGAGGUUUGCCGAAACCCGCCCGUCAACCCCUAGCAACUUGACUGUUCCGAAGGGUGUAGCAGACACUGGAGAUGUUUACCGAGCUGCUCUACCACUCGAGAAUGUCGACGAUCGAACGUCUUUGGAGUUCCUAUCGGGUCCCACUAUUGUCGCCAACCUGAGAACGAUAUGUGUGGCACCCACUUUCAGCAAUUCUACCCUGGUCUACAAGACUGCGGAUACCUUUACUACUGAAGGGUUGUAUCUAGAAGCUGUACUCGACCCUUCCACUGGAUGGGAAAGAGGUCCCAAGGUCAACGGCAACAACUCGCUACAAUUUUCUUGUCGUCUUAAUAACGAUUGGAAUCAAACAGAUUCCGUGGCCUGGCCACUUUCCAUGUGCACAUUUACCGAACUCAAACUCAAGGAUAGUCUUAAAGACGUUGACGAAGGUCUUCAGAACCCUCUUUCAGGUCAGCCUUACGCAUUCCAACCAGUCAUCCUUUUGAAUUCGAGCGAAGUCUUGAAUGGCAGGAUAAGGGGAUGGAAUGAGACUUCCCAGGAUUGGACUCCGGUAGUGAUACCGGAAUGGGUGCAGCCGUCGAAGAUAGCAGGAAAUGCCACGUGGAGUAACGCGGUAACGAAGAACGGAACCGACAUUUUCCAGGCUAGUGUAUGUUUCAUCACGCACAACAUGCCGUUAUUAUAUAACGUCACAAUGACAGGGAAGUCAAUCUCAGCCGAACCCAAGUCUCAACCAAGAUGGAGAAAGCUACACGCCAAGACUGGAACAGAAUUCAUCAACCAGCUCGGUAUAGGUGUUUUACCCUCAGAUUACGAGACACGCGGCAUCCUUGACCUUGACGUUCGUUCGGGGCCGCGGUUCUUUGGUAUAAACAACGAGGGUACCAAUGCCACACUCUACGACUUUAUCGGAUCUGCUCUUUUCGACUACAGUAAUACAGGAGGAUGGGCUUUCAACAAUGACGCUUCCAUGGGCUACGUUGAUUCCUCCAUUGCGUGGCUAGCUCACCCGGAGCAUUCUCUCCUGCUACAGACAGUCCUCCAAGAAACAGGAGACCCUGCUGAAGCUCUGAAGAACCUCUUCUCUAGGUUCUACCAGAUGAUCUUUCAUGAUAUGCUCCCUUACUAUACCGCAGAACAGUCAUUCGAGUUGGCCAACGCAAAGCAGGUUUUGAUUCCAACGAGGUGGACAGGUCUCAUCAUCAUCCUGUCAGUUUUAGUUGUCCACCUUGCUCUGAUGUUAACGGUGGUGUGGUUAUUUGCGAUGUCUACGGGUAUAUCUACGUUGGGUAACGCAUGGCAGGCGGUAACCCAGAUCGUAUCUUCCGAAACAACACCGGUUCUUCAGGCUGUGUCUAAUCAUAGCAUGACGGAUGCGGACGUUAAAGAGUGGGCGAAGUCGACAGCAUAUGAUGAAAGGUCCUAUGGUUUGUCAGGUUAUGUUAGUAACGGUGAAUCGGGGAUGUGGAGGCGCUGA
This is a messenger RNA of Fusarium coffeatum, 4893 nucleotides long. RefSeq lists its product as uncharacterized. The record is from RefSeq and is a predicted model, not a curated record. Gene Ontology annotation, cellular component: cell periphery; cell septum. Bases 1 to 4893 code for a protein of 1630 amino acids. Gene Ontology annotation, molecular function: chitin synthase activity. The transcript is spliced from 4 exons. NCBI's taxonomy places the organism in Eukaryota, Fungi, Ascomycota, Sordariomycetes, Hypocreales, Nectriaceae.